GAACGGUGGGGCUGCGCGCGCAGGCGGGAGAAACGGAGGUGCUUGCUGGUGAGGAGUUUCGCGCACGUCUGAAAGGACACCUGCUUGAGAUAGCAAGGACCAAGACAACUAUGGAAGAUUUUGAUGGGGACUUCUCCAGUCACAGAAAAGCCAUUAUGUCUGAAUUAUGUUGCAAUCAGAUUGCUGCAAACAUCCUGGUACAGGAUCUCAGAACCUUGGUGGCUUUUACUGACCCAGAGGAUGGAAUACUGGUUCAAACUCCAGAUGGCUUUAAACACCCUCUGAAAAACAGCUGAAAAAAAAUAUUUGGCUGCAGAAAGACCCGAGUCAAGGUAGUAUAAACAAGUAAUUACCAAGAAUGGGAGAUGAAGGUGCAGGCGAACCCUUUGUGGGUUUAGUGACUGGUGGGGCCACAGAUUAUGAAGGCAUCCUUCCCUCAGAUACAGUUUCCCUGAGUGACUCAGAUUCAGAAGAUUUUGAGUUUGCAGGCAAUGCUGAAGUUGAUGCUGAAUCCCCUGAGGAGCCCCUUUCUUCAGAUGAUGUGGAUUAUGAAUCAAAUAAGAGUGGUGACGCUUUGCACAGCAGCCAAAAAUCAUUUGUUCAGCCAUUUCAUUUGAAAGGCAUGAGUUCAAGCUUUUCACAGCGCAGCCAGAACAUUUUUGAUUGUCUGGAAGGAGCAGCCAAGCAGGCAGUGCCGUUGAUGGCUGAAGACAGUGUCAUUGAUAGAAAGUUUAAACGCCCUCUGCCGCCACCCAGCAUUUCAAACAAGAUGCCUGUGGAAAGCUUUGGAAGACAACAUGAGCCAAUUCAAUCUAAAAAAAGUUCUCCAGCAGUUCCUGAUUAUGUGGCCCAUCCAGAACGCUGGACCAAGUACAGUUUGGAGGAUGUUGCAGAAUGUAGUGAUAAUACCAACAGAUCAGUUGCUAUGGAGUUCCUGAGUGGCCUGAAGAAGGGUAGAAAGGAACAAAGCUCAACAUGUCCUGAAAAUUAUACACCAUCUUUCAACCAGGAUGCUUCUAGCUCUGGUGCAGGAAGAAUUGUCUUUACCAAACCCACAAAGGCAGGCUUAGACAGGUCAGAAAGAAAAAGAGUAGCUUCAACAGAGGAAAAGGAGGAGGCCAACAUUAUUAAUGCAAACCAAGAGGUCAAAGGAAGGCCUUUGUGUAACUUGGAUGCCCAGAAUAAAGGUGAUAUAAUGGUAGUAGAUCCCUUAGGGAGCAGAGUAAAAGAAGUGGAAGAUUGGGAGCAGCUGAAAUUAGAAGAACUAGGUCCUCAAACAGCCAACACAGGUUUUCCAGAGGUGCAUGAAGAGAAUGUGAUGGCAACCGUGGGGUUCCAUGGUAGCAAGAAAAGGAGUAGGAAACAUUUGCGAGCCAAAGCUAACCAUGAUGAAGAAGAAGACGAAUCCUAAAAGCCAGAAACAUAUUUGUCUUUUCCCAGUGAUUGCUUAUGCAAAAUAUUUUCUUCAUCAUUUGCAUGAAUUUGGGCAAUUUGUUUCCCUUAACAUGCUUGGAGCUGUGACUUAAAGUACUUGUAACUUUGCCCUUUCCAAUGAAACCCUUUCCAACAGUAAAAAUUAUGAGACAUUUUGCUUUGAGAUAGUCCAACAAUACCUGCAGAGUUUCUGCCUAUGAAGUAAGUCUCGGCUAUUAAUACCAAAACUUGUGACUAAAUAUUAGCAUCUCCAUGAACUCAUAACUGACAAAACAUGUCCUGUGGAUGAGAUGCAAGAUUUGUCUGUUUACUGUAGCUGAGGCAAAGGUUUAACCAAUAUUAUUUCACACCAUGAAUUAAGAGUACGAAAAAUGACAACUCAUAUGUUGCUUGGGUAGAGAUGAGGAGAUGUAAACAUACUAUAUGUUAAGAUCAUAGGAAAAGUUUUACAGAAUUGGAAGAGAUGAUUUCUAAAAUUAAAUAUAGCCAACAAAUCCAUACCUAGACUUGAUUGGAUCAGACUGUUGAAUUGCCACAACUUCCCUGACAACUAAAGUUUUUUUUCUCCAUUUUGAGAGCUGCUCCUAAAGUACAGGGAUUCGUAUCAGCCUAAUUGGGUUUGUGAGGAAUAAAGGAGCUUAAAAUAGGCUUUGUAGCAGAACAUCCUUUUCAUAUUUUUUGGUGUCAAUAAAACUUGGGAAUGACUGCUUCACUUGGUUCAGAAUUUUGUGUCUCUGUGUUAACAACUAGCCAUUUGUGUCAAGAGCUAACUAUAUUUCCCUCUCUACCCUUUUAUGAUACCCCUCCAUACCCUUUUUCUGUUCAUCAUACCUUUUCUGUUCACACUUUCUGCCUUUGCAUAUAAGGAAACAAGAUGUUCAUCUUUUCAUUGACUAAUGCUAACCUUUGAUGGUUAGCCACUUUAGUGGGUGAAGUAAACCCGGUCUUUAUUUAGCAACUGCAUUCUGUUCCAACGACUUGGUUGUUAAGUGAAAUGGUUGCUAGGUGAACAUGUGACAGA
Python bivittatus (Burmese python) is the source of this 2455-nucleotide messenger RNA. RefSeq names its product tumor suppressing subtransferable candidate 4 (gene TSSC4). Lineage: Eukaryota; Metazoa; Chordata; Lepidosauria; Squamata; Pythonidae. The record is from RefSeq and is a predicted model, not a curated record.